AUGGCCGCCCUCACUAGAAAUUCAAUCACAGGACGCAAGCCGAUGAAAUCCACCUCCAUUGCUCUCAUGAGCAUCGUCGGUGUCGUCGCAAUGUUCCGACUGAUGGCGAAGAGAGGCACUACGAUGACCGCAAGCGAAGAAGUGGAAACAUCGCGAGGUGGCAGCGCUCAAACCGACGUGGGAAACAAGACCGCCCGACCUCCACGUACAUACCCGGUUCCUCGGGGUGGUUCGAUCUAA
Messenger RNA from Penicillium cosmopolitanum, 240 nucleotides. RefSeq lists its product as uncharacterized. The transcript has 2 exons. NCBI's taxonomy places the organism in Eukaryota, Fungi, Ascomycota, Eurotiomycetes, Eurotiales, Aspergillaceae. The record is from RefSeq and is a predicted model, not a curated record. Bases 1 to 240 code for a protein of 79 amino acids.